CAUUAAAUCAACACCAUGCUUCUGUCCUUAGCUCAGGUGAGAGCACAGAAUUGGAUUUUAUUCACAAUAUAUCACUAGAUCCUGUUGGAUUUAAGAAAAACAAAUAGCAUUAGUUUCAGGUGGAACCGACGUACGUACUGACGUAUAUAUAUUUUUAGCCCUGAAGGUUCUUGAGGAUUCUCGCCAAAAUAGCCUCUCCUCUGUUCUACUUUUCUCCACGGAAACACACUUAGCUCUGUCACAGCUCAUUUCACUUCAUUACACUAUUUCAGGCUACUGACAAACAUCUCGAAACACACUGGAUCUCUUACACGCUGCAAUUACGCCGUAUUAUCUCCGUUACAAUGGAUAUAGAUAAGGAGAUAAUGGAGAUAAGGAAGCAGAGCCGGUGGUUUUUCGGUUCAGGGGUGUAAAGUGUUUAUAAGGAUCAGGGAUUUGUUCUGUAGGUCGUGUUAUUUAAAGCUUAAAGCCGAGUGACAUCCUGUUCCUUACACAGGGCCUACUAGUUAGCAAAAUUGAGCAUCGCCUGGUUUUAAGGUCACACACCUGGGUUAGUAAUGAAAUAUAGAAAGCUUAGAAUCCUAAAGGAAGUCUUCAGUUUUUGAGGAAAUCAUGCGUUCUCAAACACAUGAUCGUUGCUUCUCAAGCUUGGUGUCUAUUUAUUUAAGGGGUCAUCGCCAAACUGUUCCCACAAAGCAUGAAAAUGUCCAAAAUGUCUUGGUAUGAAGCUGAAGCAUUAAGGGUUCCUUUUAGAACUAAGAGCUGAGCCGAACCCCUGAAAAACAACACCUGAAUUCAAUGUAUUUGGAGGGGUGUCCCAAAACUUUUGGCAAUAUAGUGUAUCUUUAUAUUAAAUGUGUCCCUGAAUGCAAAAAGGAUUGCGAACCCUAUAAUUCCUGCCUCUGAAUCCGGUUUGUUUUUGUUUUUUCCCACAAUGGGAAGUCGGUUUAAAACACACCCACGUUUGGUGUCCUUCCAAGCCAGCAACAUUCCUUACCCUUUCAGUGCAGCACUAUGGUUCAAUAGCAUGACAGAUCACAUUUAUUAGAUGUCUGAAUGGAGGUGUUGCGCUCGUGCAGCCUGGAUGAAUCAACACGCCAGUUUUAGUAUUCGUCACGUCAGAUCAGUUCGGCUAAAAGGCUCUGAGGGCAAAAUGUGACGAUAAUCAACGCAGAACGGGAUUUCUUUAUUCCUGUCUAUGUUUCUGAACAUCUGAAGUCCGACUGGCUGGAAAAGGGACUGAGUAAUUAUCUUUAACAGCAGCUCUAAUGGCUGCAAGGCAAAUCACAGAUGCUGAGGAAGCAGAUGAGGUUGCAGAGAAAGUCAUUGAGGAGGCAGCUGCAGAAGAAGCAGAACAGGCGCCUGUGGAGCUUGUCGCUGAAGUUAAAGCACAGGAUCCGACCCCCUUGGUGGAAAAGGCUGCUGAGGCGGUUGCCGAGGCAGCGGAGGUGGAUGCCGAGGUGGCCGUCGUCGUCGAGGAGACUGCUGACGAGGUGGCGGCAGUGGCUCACGAAGUGGAGAAGAUAGCGGAGGAGGUGGAGGCAGCAGCCAAGCAACUGGAAACUCAUUCACUUCCCGUUGUGGAGGAAGCAACUACUGAGAGCCACGUGACCAAGGAUCAUGUAGAAUUGGUUGCUGCUUCGAUUGUGGAUAUGCCAGUGGUUGACCAAGAAAAGCCAGUUGAAGCCCCUCUAGCACCUGUUGUUGAAGAAGCACCAGUAGUUAAGGAGGUACCAGUUUCCCCAGUAGAAGAGGAAGCCAGUGUUGCCCCAGUACUCAAGAAUGAGCCAGUUACCCCAGUAGAUGAGGAGAUAACGGCUACACCAACAGUUGAGGAAUCUGCAGUUACUCCAGUAGAUGAGGAGGUACCAGGUACUCCAGCAGUAGAGGAACCGGCUGUUACUCCAGUAGUUGAGGAGGUACCAGUUCCCCAAGCAGUAGAGGAAGCCCUUGUUGCCUCAGUUGUUGAAGAGGUACCCGUUGCAGACAAAGCUCCAUCAGUUGCCCCAGAAGAGGUACCAGUCCCUUUAGUAACAGAGAUUGCAGUUACGUCCUCAGAAUCUCCAGUUGUCCCAGAAGCUACUGAGGUCCAAGUGGUCACAGAAAGUCCUGCUGAAGAUGCAGCGAGUCCGGUUGUGGCACCUGAAACUUCACCUGAAACCACAGCACCCUCUGCUGCUCUGGAGGAACCUGAGCAUGAAUAUGUGGUAGUCAUGCUGGAGGGAGCCCCCAAAACAGACAAGAAGGUUAAGGUUUUAGGAGAUUCCCAAGUGAGUGGUGGGAUCAUCCCAGCUCCUGAGGAGGAGGAGGAGCCAGCAGAACAGGUAGCAGGUCAAGCGUCAUCUGCUUAACCUGCACAUGCUCCGAUAUGUAUAAGUCCUACUAUAAUUCCCCAGUUCCUUGAUGAAGACUAAGAUGUGCCUUCCUCCAUUUUCACCUCCAUCUCCCACUCAGAUCUUACUUCCAGUUUCGAAUGGAUUCACCUGCAUGAAUUUGGCCCUGACAGAGCCACCGGAACCUCUUCACAUGAUACGACUUUGUUCUGUUCACUCACACAAACCAUUUUACUGAAACACGUUUACUCCUAGACAUACACUGCUCUCAAGACACAUCUUAAAAUACAUGUUAGAGCACAGGUUUCCAACCCUGAUCCCGGAGGACACGCCCCUCUGUGCUGUACACAUCUGACUUAAUCAGGUUAUUAACAGCACUUGGUGAUUUAAAUGUCCGUGACCAGGGUUGAGAACCUGUAGUAGAAGACGAACAUUUGGUAUCAUCUUAUCUAUUAUUUCAUCAGUUUUUUCAUGUUGUAAGUUUAUAACUCCUGGAUAAACCCGAUGCUGUGAAGGAUCAGAUCUUUCCAAUCCACUGCAUUGAUUUUCCUACCUCGAAGCCUCGCCGAAGCGGUCCGUCGCCAUGGUAACGGGUUCAAGCCUAGCCACGAGCAUGCGUACAACUUACAAAUGCGUAUCCUUGGCAGCUAGCAUCUAUAUUAAAGAGUUUCCUUAGUCCUGGUUCUGUUUUUAUGGUAUUUCUAAGGAAAUUUCUAAGCGUGGCUAGACUUGGACACUUAUCCUGACCGGGACCGGUGUAUUAACCACUCGUUUCUACCUCACUUCAAAGUAAAACUCCACCCUGAAACAUAUUAAAAGCGAACACGGUGCUGCUUUUCUACUUGUUUCUUUAUCUAUUUUGCAGCGUAUCGCUCUGAUGUCACAGGGUGAUGCUAUUAUUACAACUUCUUCUUUUAUCAAUCACAAGCCCCAGAAUGUAGUAUAGCUAUAUUAUGUGAUACGUUUCGGUUAGUUAUCAGUUACCAAAUUGACGAGCCCUAGCAUAAACAUUGAAGCCACAGUGCUCUAUGCAAAUUCUUACUGCUACCACUAUCAGUGAGCAGACAUAUGGCAUUGUGGGUAACACAGGAAACUAUGAUGUGGGUUCGGGUUUUUCAGUAUAAAUCUUGGUCGCUGUUGAAGAUCACAUCAUAAUUAAAGAUUGAUAUACAGGGUGGAGUUUUCCUUUUGGUCUUUCACCUUUCUCCUAAUUAGAAGACUGCUAUCCUGUGUUCUGUAUGAACAUAUAUAUCUGUGACACUCCGUUUUUGUAUUUUUAUAGUUUGUAUUAUCCACAAAUGUGAAUCUCAAACAAUACAAAAUCAUUUUACACUGAUAAAAGAAGUGUCUAAGUGGCUACAUGUGUAUUUAUUACUCAUUUACCAAAGAGUUGUCCUGCAUACGGAAUAUGAGAUUUUAUACAUAGUUCACUAAUAAUAAAAAUCUGUCAUGGCCAAAAUACA
Hemibagrus wyckioides is the source of this 3796-nucleotide messenger RNA. It is a transcript of the gene mgarpa, whose product is annotated as mitochondria localized glutamic acid rich protein a. The record is from RefSeq and is a predicted model, not a curated record. Bases 1269 to 2351 code for a protein of 360 amino acids. NCBI's taxonomy places the organism in Eukaryota, Metazoa, Chordata, Actinopteri, Siluriformes, Bagridae. Gene Ontology annotation, cellular component: mitochondrion. The transcript is spliced from 5 exons. Gene Ontology annotation, biological process: anterograde axonal transport.